GACUUAUAAGGAGCAUCUCGAGGGCCAGAAGCACAAGAAGAAAGAGGCGGCGCUGAAGGUCUCUCAGAGCAGCAGCAACAGUGGGGCAGGCGGCUCUGGUACCUCAGCUCGCGGUACACAGAAUCAGCUGCGCUGCGAGCUCUGCGACGUGUCCUGCACAGGCGCCGACGCAUACGCUGCUCACAUCCGCGGUGCCAAGCACCAGAAGGUUGUUAAGCUACACACCAAACUCGGCAAGCCCAUCCCCUCCACAGAGCCCAGCGUGAUCACCCAGACGUCCAGCUCCACCACGGCGGCGCCCAGCAAAGCCUCCUCAGGGGGCUCCUCAGCAAUGGGCAGCUCCGGUGCGGGCGGAGGUGGUGCCCUGGGAACCAGUGUACCCUCUCCUGCUCAGGCUUCUGCGGCGGGCACCGCCAACUCGUCUUACCUGAAGCCUGUCAGCAUGGCGAACAGUGCCAGUGCGGCGGUGCAAGGCAAGAGCCCGGCAGCCAGCAGCCUGCCCGCCAAUGCCAGCACGGUCAAGAAGGCCAACACCCCCAAGAUCAAUUUCGUUGCAGGAAAUAAGUUACAGACCACAAGUGUCAAGGCUGAUGACGCCAAAGCGGAGACGGCAAAACCCGCCCCGGCCUCAUUGGCUGCACAGUCCCCGGACAUGAAGAUGGAGACCUCUGAUUCGCUGGCGGCGCAGUCCGCCCUGGCUGCCCUGCAGAGUGACGUCCAACCAGUUGGACACGACUAUGUUGAGGAGGUACGCAAUGAUGAAGGCAGGGUGAUCCGCUUUCAUUGCAAGCUGUGCGAAUGUAGUUUCAACGAUCCAAACGCCAAGGAGAUGCACUUGAAAGGACGAAGGCAUCGUCUCCAGUACAAGAAAAAGGUCAACCCCGAACUCCAGGUGGAGGUGAAGCCCAGCAUCCGAGCACGCAAGAUCCAGGAGGAGAAGAUGAGAAAGCAGCUGCAGAAGGAGGAGUACUGGAGGAGGAGAGAGGAGGAGGAACGCUGGAGGAUGGAGAUGAGUGCCAUUUACUGUCCCAGGCGUUAUGAGGAGGACAUGUACUGGCGGCGUAUGGAUGAGGAUCACCACUGGGAUGAUCGGCGCAGGAUGCCCGACGGAGGCUACCCACAGGGGCCCCCCGGCCCUCCCGGACUCCUGGGCGUGCGGCCUGGCAUGCCCAUACCCCAGCCACAGGGGCCAGUGCCUCUCCGCCGGCCCGACACCUCAGACGACCGUUACGUCAUGACCAAACACGCGGCCAUCUACCCCUCCGAGGACGAGCUGCAGGCCAUCCAGAAGAUCGUGUCCAUCACUGAGCGGGCGCUCAAACUCGUCUCCGACAUCAUCACGGACCAAGACAAGGCCAAGGAGGAGGACAAGGAGAAGGAGAAGGAGGAGAAGGAGAAGGAGAAGAAGAAGGACACCACCAAGGACAGAGCUCUGAAGGGUGUGAUGAGGGUCGGCGUGUUGGCCAAAGGCCUACUGCUGCGCGGGGAUAAGAAUGUGAACCUGGUGCUGCUGUGCUCUGAGAAACCCACCAAGACCCUUCUGACGCGCAUCGUGGAGCACCUUCCCAAGCAGCUCACGCUGGUGACACCUGACAAGUACGAGGUGAAGGGCUCUAUCCAGGAGGCAGCCAUCAUCUUGAACUCCGGCGCUGAACCCAAGAUGCAGGUGACCAUCACCCUGACAUCGCCCAUCAUCCGAGAAGAGAACGCCCGGGACGGAGAUGUAACCUCGGGUAUGGUGAAAGACCCAGCGGACGUCUUGGACAGGCAAAAAUGCCUUGACGCUCUGGCUGCUCUACGCCACGCUAAGUGGUUCCAGGCUAGAGCUAACGGACUCCAGUCAUGUGUCAUAAUCAUUCGCAUUCUACGGGACCUGUGUCAGCGAGUGCCCACAUGGUCUGCCUUUCCAAGCUGGGCCAUGGAGCUCCUGGUGGAGAAGGCCAUCAGCAGUGCAUCUGGCCCCCUGAGCCCCGGAGAUGCCCUUCGCAGAGUCUUUGAAUGUAUUUCCUCCGGCAUCCUGCUCCCUGGUGGUCCUGGGUUGAUCGACCCAUGUGAGAAGAAUCCCACAGACACUUUGGCAGCCAUGGAGGAGCAGCAGAGAGAGGAUAUAACCUCAAGUGCCCAGUUUGCCCUAAGGCUACUCGCGUUCCGCCAGAUCUACAAAGUUUUGGGUAUGGACCCACUGCCCCAGAUGAACGCCCGAUUCAACGUGCGCAACAACCGCAAGCGCCGACGUGACAACAGCGAUGGGACGGAUGGCUUUGAGGCAGAGGGGAAGAAAGACAAGAAGGACCAUGAAGGCUUCUAAAAAAACAAAAAGCAAAAGCAAAUGAAACAACAAAAAGAAACCCAGUAAUAAUGCCCCCUCCUCCUUGUGUACCGUAGUCUGUUGCAAGGGUGGCAGUCCUUUCCUGUCGUGUCGCAUGAAGGCUAGCGUUUGCCGCACUGUUGUGCCAGUUCAGUUAUUUGCACUACCAUCUAUUAGCAAGUUCAGUGGUCAGAGGGAACAACUGAGUUAGUUCUGAUGUCAGUGUAAUUCCAUGCAAUUUCUGUGGCUAGUUCUUGGGUGAGAAACAAAAAAAAAAUAUUAAAAUUGGCAGAUA
Messenger RNA from Clupea harengus (Atlantic herring), 2603 nucleotides. It is a transcript of the gene zfr, whose product is annotated as zinc finger RNA-binding protein-like. The record is from RefSeq and is a predicted model, not a curated record. Lineage: Eukaryota; Metazoa; Chordata; Actinopteri; Clupeiformes; Clupeidae. Gene Ontology annotation, molecular function: double-stranded RNA binding; single-stranded RNA binding; zinc ion binding. The transcript is spliced from 14 exons. Gene Ontology annotation, cellular component: precatalytic spliceosome. The coding region runs from base 332 to 2308 and encodes 658 amino acids.